GUUUGACUCUCUUUAUCAGGUCAUUAAUGCUGCAUAAUCCUGAUACAUUCCUAGACAUCAUGGAAUGAAUGCUUAUAUUUGUUAUGAAGAAAUCUGAAGUUCACCAGAGCCUAAUCCAUAACAAUGAAAACAUCUCAUCAUCAUCCCUUUUAUGUCCUCCUCUUUCUUCUCUUAUGCUCCUAUGGCUCUGCAUCAAGUAAUUCAUAUAAUCACCUUCUGCUAGUGUACACAUGGCCCAAUACAUUCUGCCUGGACAGAAGCGUAACAUGUAAAAAACCUGUGCCCCAGAAUUUUGCUUUGCAUGGACUUUGGCCAGCUAACAAAUCUGGGAAAAGUUUGGUAUAUUGUUCCAAGACUGGAAGCAUAUCUCAGGCUUUACAGAAAUAUGAGAGACAACUGGAGAUUUGUUGGUCAUCACUUAGGAGGGAUUUCACAAACAGAGAAUUCUGGCAAUACCAGUGGAACAAACACGGAACCUGCGUGCUGCCAAGAAUGAAUGUAUCACGUUAUUUACAAGUGAUUAUUGCACAAGGAAGAAGAUUCAACUUGUUGAGGGCUUUAUUGUCUCAAAAUAUCAUGCCUAAUGGCUCUUCCUACCCCAGGUCGAGUGUUGAGGCUGCUAUCCUGCUGGAAACAAGGGGCCAGAAAUUCUAUAUAUCGUGCCAAAAUUUCAGAAAUGGUGUUUUGAUCAAAGAAAUUUAUAUCUGUCUAGAUGCUAACGGACGCAAAGUCAUACAUUGCCCCUACAGCAAUAAUCCAAGAGGAUGUGGUAGGAGCAUGAAGCUUGUCUUCCCUGGUCCUGCAUCCAGAAUAUGAGUUCUCAUGUCGCGUGCUUAAUUAUAUUAGCUCCCCUGAAAUGUGAUAUCAGUUGACAAAUUCUUCCCUUCUCUGUGAUGGUAACAGGAGAAGAUGAUGUAAACAGUAGCAAUAAAAAUUCGAUUUAACAUAAAUAUUAUUGUCUAUCUUCUUGAGAUUUGACAAUAGCGAACAUGACUAAAAUGCUGAAACUUUCUGUAGGACUCACAUUUGCAUGAAACAGAGGACGAAAGUAACAAUUAGUCGGAUUCAUAUUGCAUCUAACAUAUUAGGAAAUUCACCCUACCAAAGGAAUCCCCUUAGUGAUAUAACAUAAAAACUAACAUAAGAUGCAACUUUCAAUUAAUUUCCUUCGGUGGUUUCACCAAUACAUAAUCAGAGUACUCUCAUCCAGGGCAACCAUGUCGAAUCUUACUUGUGUUGCUUAGUCUUUUUGUUGUUGCUCUAGGAACAUUCAAACUUUCAGCACUCAGUGAAAAGGAUAACAUAUCAGAGCAAGUUAAAUUUUAUGAGCUCAAGAAAGGGGAAUUUCCCAGUGAAUUAUCCAACAGCUUCAUGAUCAGCUCCGGGUUCUGGCUCCCAACUUCACAGAACUCGAUCAAACUUUCGUCCCAACCGUCAGUGUCGUUUUGCAUACAGAUGUAGCUAAUCAUUUGACGAGUAACCAACGCCAAGAAACCAUACACAAUUGUCCAAAUUUUUUGUUGACCACCUUUUGCAGUUUUGAACAUGUUCAAAGUCUAUUCUUGGCCAU
Molecule: messenger RNA, 1570 nt
Organism: Sesamum indicum (sesame)
Lineage: Eukaryota; Viridiplantae; Streptophyta; Magnoliopsida; Lamiales; Pedaliaceae
Source: RefSeq, a predicted model, not a curated record